AUCAUCAUUAUCUGUCACGUGGGAACCUCCUGAAAAAGACAAAAGAAAUGGCAUUAUCGUCAAUUAUACCGUGUGUAUCUCACAUGAAGAAAGUAAACCUUGCUUUAAAGAACAAACUACAAAGGAAAACAUGUUAGUUAUCGCAAGUUUGAAUGCCUCAACAAAAUAUUAUGUUCGUGUUCUUGCAAGUACUAAAGUUGGUCGUGGACCAUACAGUGAAAGUAGAGGGAAAUUUACAAAUGGAAGUAAGUUUUCUCUCCAUUGAGCGAAGCCUUGCAACCUUGAUUCUUUUGGUACCUUUAUUCAUACCCAUUCAUGUUAUCUGUAUGACUCAAACUUACAAUAAAUUGGAAUCAACGCAAAAAACUGGUAUAUGUUGAUUUUAGCUUAGAUAAUUAAUUAAUUAGCCUUACUCUAGCUCUCUGCCCCUAGAUGUAUUAAAUAAUUGCUACAUAUUUAACGAAUUGAUAUUUUUCUUUUUAGAACAACCAGAAAUGGCCAUAAAUGGAACAGAAAGUACACUAACUUUCCCAUUGCAGAUUCCCUCACACAAUUUUACGUAAGUUUCGUUAUGACGUUACUUCAUUGGCAAUGAUGAAUCUGAAGAUGAGAUACAUUUUAUUGGUGGUUGUGUAUUACAUAUAAGGUUCCGUAUUUUGCAAGAUGGUUUCCAUUACUCAAAACUAUAUUUCACAAUUGGACAUACAAAAAAACCUCACUGGAAAAGGUUUCAGUUUCGUAAGUAGUGUCUAAGGUUCGACACAAUAUGAGCUCCAAAAAGACACAAAAGUCACACUGAAACCUUCUUGCAGUAACGACUACCUACUGUGGAAUCCAAUUUUACAUAAGAGUACAUGCAGUCUAGUGUAUUUGAUAUUCAUCUAUCAUAUAUGAAUAUUAUUUUAGGCAUUUUUACGUCGUGGCUUUGAAAUUAAUAUACAGCCAGCAUCGAUCUCCAGCAAGUUAUGAAAACAAUGUGUUAGUAACGUACGCUGAGGCAGAACAAUCAGCCGACCCGAAACCUUACAUCGCUGCAAUACUAACAUCAAAGGAUGGAAACAUGUUUAUACUUGGUGAUGGCAGAAAUACAAGUAAUCCAACAUCACGAAGACGCAGAUCAACCUCGAGUGAUUAUUAUAAUGGUCCGCUGGAGCCUGGCACUAGUUACAGUAUUUUUCAAAGGAUUUUUAUUAACAAGGUAAAAAGUUCUAAACGAUGUAAACAGACUACAAACAUUGACUGACAAAAUACCUUAAGUUACCACCACAACUGAUAACUGACGAACGAUGAAGCAGCACUUUAGUAAACACAUCCACCACACUGACAACUUUAGCCAUGACAUUGCUCUGUUCGUUAUUAUGUCAUUCUAGGGUGAUUAUUACUCCACAGAUUGGAGCCUUGCUUCAAAAACAGUCCACGACGUCACAAUAUCACCAGUUCCACCGAACGGUCCAGGUACGCUUAAGAAUUUUAAGGACUUAGGUGGACUUAUAGUGCAAUAUCUUACUUUAUCACGUUUGAAUUUAACUGAAUGGAGAUUACUAGAUUCCAACAUAAAUACGUAGAUUACAUAAUAGUAAAACCUUAAACAGAAAUAGUGUCCCUGAAUAUUGCAUGUUUAUAUCUCGUGUAUUCUUGGAAUUCACUGUGUUAUCUUUAUUCCCUCAUAGGCGGCAGUGGAGGUAAUAGCGGUAAUAUUGGCACUAUAGUUGGUGCAAUAGUUGGCGUCUGUGUUCUUCUUAUCCUGGUUAUACUGGCAAUAAUUAUGUUCAGAAGGUAAUCACGUUGAAAAUCAGAAUAAAAUAUAUCCACUGUGUGUACCAACUGUCACCCAUUUUUUACUAUAAUCUUCUUCUUAAAGCCAUACAAAUUUUGUCAUCCUAUAUUUCAGACGAAAGGGUAAGCAACACUCUGAACCAGGAUAUCAGCAUCAGGAAGAGGUUGACAAACGAAGUGGUCCCCCGGUGAUGAAUGAUGCAUUUUGUGAUUCCAAUGAUUCUCUUGACGUGAAACAGAAUGCUAAUGAUGGUGACGAUACAGUUGAUGAUAGAGUCGAGGUAGAAGUCAACAACACAGAUCCUGAAACUGGUGAUGUUUAUGCCAAUAAAGAAAGUGAGUCUUUGGAACAAAUUUAUCACAUCUGAUACUUUUAAUAGACUGUCUAUAAUACUUCGUCUUAAAAAUUAUUAGGUAUAGCUGCGCGAGUACACAACCCUAUUCCAGUAGAAGAAUUCAACGAUCACGUGAACAAUCAGAGAAAGAACAAUAACAAAGAAUUUAAGCUGGACUUUGAGGUGCGUCUCUAAGGAUUGUUUUUUUAAUUCAACUUUUGAAGCAAAAUGUCUUCAUUAGCAAGUUAGUAGGCACUACUAACGUCCAGACGUAGGGUCUUUAUUCGUAAUGUCAAGGUAGUUUCUUCAAGUAAUUCAGGCUUAAACCACAGCAGCCACAAUAAUAUUCUACGAUGCUUCCAUUUCAAAUUUCAGGACUUACCGACCGGUCGUAUUUCCAACUGGGAUAUUGCAAAGCAAUCAUUCAACAUUCCCAAAAACAGAUAUGGAAACGCAGUAACAUGUAAGUUAGAUUUGAUAUUUCGAUGUCCAAUAAAUUAAGUUCGUUUAUGGAAAUAAUUACCAAAUAUAUUUCUUGGUUAUUUUAGAUAAUCACUCACGUGUCAUACUGUCUGGCAACGAGAAAACAGACUAUAUUAAUGCCUCGUUCAUCGAUGUAGGUUCAAACAUGCAUGGAGAAGAUUAAUGUGUUGUUCACAUAAAGAUUUUUCAACAGUUUUGUUUGAUCACUUUUUAUAACUUUUUUUGCAGGGAUUGGCUGAGAAGUAUUACAUCGCGACACAAGGUAAUGUGUAAAAGACGCAUUUGACUCGAGCUGAUGACAUUGUAAACUCCAUGUCACUGUAGCAGUAGUACAUUUCGUCUUGGCACUCGUGCAAUUAUUGAUAUAUCGUUUCAUACAAAAAGAAGUAUCAUUGAAAAUUAUUCUAAGUUCUUCCUAUAUUGCUCUUUCCAAUGCAAUCUCGUGAGGUUCAACAUGUUUUUUGUUUUCUUAGGACCAAAACCCAAAACAGUGAAUGACUUCUGGAGGAUGAUCUUUGAACACAAAUGUCCAACUAUUGUCAUGUUGACGACAUUGAAGGAAAUGGGAAAGGUUGUGUAUGAAAGAAUAUAGAUGUAGAGAGGUUAAACCCAUUUCAUUCAUUUCGUUCAUUUCCACACAUCCUCCACACACUUCAGUCUUGGUUGGUGGCGGUACUUCGCUCUACAUCUUUCUUCUUUCUCCAUAUUUUUCACCAUUGCAUUUUCAAAUUAACAAUUGCCUUGAAUGACUUCCUCUUCUUCUUCCACCUUUAGGAACCCAUUCCUUUCUUGGAAGACGUGGCCGAACCAAAUAAGCCUCUCUUACUCCUGAAUUUCUUUGUCAAAAGUCUUCUCGCUUCCUAAUCUUCAUGAGACAGAGUCUUUAAUUCAAUAUAUCCAUCAAGAGUAUGUUUUCAAAAUUGUGCAGAAUUAAGAACAGGGUUUUUCUUUACACGUCUCUUUCUUCUUGACAGACAAAGUGUGAGAAAUAUUGGCCUGAAGAAUCUGGUAUGUAUGGAGAUAUUAAAGUGACUUCCACAAAGACAAAAACAUUUGCUGAUUAUGUUACUCGGACGUUUAUCGUCGAGAAGGUAAUGUUAGUUUUUAAAUUAAUUUACUUCCAAAAUUUAUACAGAUUAAUGGAAUGAACAUAAGCACAAUCUAACUUUGCCAUUAACUGAAAGAAGAUAAACUUUUCAAAGUAGGGAACAUUAUUUUUAUUUAGGGUGGUGAACAGCGUGGAGUGCAACAAUUCCAUUUCAUGUCAUGGCCAGACUAUGGCGUUCCUCUCUAUCCAACACAGAUCUUGACGUUCAGAAGACAUUUUAAGUCUUUUCACGAGACUAAAACCGGGCCAGCUGUGAUUCAUUGCAGGUAAGGCAUGGUGACAGUCCAUUGGAUACAUCAGGAAAGACAGCAGGGGUGUAAAAAAACUGGAAAGGAAUUAAUUUAGCAUAAAGAGAGAAAACAAGAAAGUAAGAAAAAGGGAAGACCGAAGGUAAAAAGGAAGACAGGACAAUAGAAUCGAAAAAUAGAUGAAUAGAAAGAAGCAAGAAAAUAGGAUACUAAACAUUCACCAAAGAAUAUCGUUAUAAAAGAUUGUAUUUUCAUUUUCCUCGCAGUGCUGGGGUAGGUCGUUCAGGAGUGUUCAUCGCUGUGGACAAAAUUUUGGAUGGUCUUGACAAAGAAAAGAAAGAUUCCAUCGAUAUCUUUGGUUUUGUGAAGGACAUGAGAACAAAACGUGUCAACAUGGUGCAAACUCCGGUAAGCAAUUGUCAGAUUGUUUGGAAUCAAAGUUUUCUUCAGAACUCUCGCAAGUCUAUGACAUUCCAGUAACAAAUAGCCAGUCUGUAGUAUGUGCACGUGUCCAUGGCCCUGUACUAAAUACAAAUUCACUUGGUAGCAGAUGAAUCCUGCACACUCAAAGUGUCAUUACAUUACCCAUCCCUUAUCCACUUUAUAGGACCAAUAUGUGUUCAUUCAUGAUACAAUCGUUGAUCACCUCAACUGUGGAGCAAAUGAAGUUGAAGCAACUCAGAUUACGUUUGAGAUUAAAAAUUUGUUGAAGAGAAACGACAAAGGCGAAACAGGAUUUGACGAGAAAUUUAAGGUACGUUAAGUACGGGAUAUUGUCAUCUUUUUGUACUGUGCUAAGACUCACUGCUACAGCCUGUACCAACCCAGAAAACAUACAAACGAUGCAAAUUAAUGUUUUCUACUGUCUUAUACAGCGUUUGAACACAGUCACACCACAGUUGGUGAAAGAGAAAUGCGAAGCUGCACUUCUGGAUGAAAACAAAAAGAAAAACAGAAAGGCUGAAAUUUAUCCAAGUAUGUAAGAAAUGAGUUUCCAAGUUCCAUAUUUAGAAAAUUUUUUUCAACUUUACAAUCAGGAAGUUAUAAAUUCACAUUUUGAACAAAUAACAAGGUACAGGAUGAUUGCUCCAUUACAUCUCUUAAUUGAUAUACCGUACACAAUAUUUUUCCAGCUGAAUCUGGUCGUCCAUAUCUCAAACAUAUUGAAAAUGUUGAAAACUCGGAUUAUAUAAAUGCUUGUUACGUUGAUGUAAGUGUGUUAAUGACAAUUUAUUUUUAUUUUUAAAUACGUGGUUAUGCGUUUAUCAGCGUAUAGAUUGGAAACAUUUUUGUCAAUGCCACAGGCUGCCUUUGUAGCCAAUUUUUUUAACUGUAUCGUCAACACUAAUUUCUUAUUCUUUUUGUUUUUGUUUUUCAACCUCAUUAGGGAUAUCUUGGCAAGAGUUACUUUAUUGCAACGCAAACACCUCUUCAGGAGACAAUUAAUGAUUUCUGGAGGAUGGUACUUCAACAUAAGUCCUCGACAAUAGUCAUGUUAAAUCAACUACGAGAAGGUGACGAGGUUGGUGAGCCUGCAUUGCCUGACUUUGCAGGCUUGGAAUACAUAGAUAUUCUGGCUCUGUACUGACUCUGUUAAGGCUUUCAUAACUUGUGGCACUGGUCUUUGGAAUCGAAAUGUGAGGUCUAGCCCUUGAGGACCCCGGGUCAUUACAGGAAUUAGAGUGGACCUAUUUUCGUCACUAUUGUGUGACUCCCUUGCCUCAUGAAGAUGUACAUAACCAACAUUUCUGCCUUCGUUUUAGGAAUACCCGAUGUUCUGGCCAACCAAAAGAGCUACACCUCAGUCGUUUGGACCCAGUACAGUAAUGUUAGACUCAUUUGUGAAGAAAGAAAAUAUUGUCAUCAGAAAAUUCGUUGUUUCUCCGUCAGUUGUAAGUAUACACUUGAGAAUAGAGGAUCUCAAGUCUCAGCCAGUAACUUAUUCCAAACCUGCUGAAUCAGCAAUAAUAAUAAACCAGCAGAAUUAAUAAACCAGCAGAAAUAAUAAACCAGCAAUCUAUUCUCUCAGGAUUUGAAAGAAGGUCGUAUGGUGCGAUUGAUUCAAUACAUGACCUGGCCAGACCAUGGAGUGCCAAAAGAUGUUGAUGACAUUGUGAAAAUUUUGUCUGAAGUUGAAGAAUCUCAGAGGGCGGCGGAGAAAAAAGGACCUGUCACUGUCAUUUGCAGGUAAUAAUUAACCAACUUAAUAAAUCAAAUAAAAAGACCGUCUAUGAAUCGCCAGUUAAUUAAGAAGCAAUCAACCAAAUAAUUUCCAAUCAAUCUAAGCAAUGAACUACUUUUCCUCCAGUGAUGGUGCGGGAAGAAGUGGAACCUACAUCGCAAUUUCUAAUCUUGUGGACAGAGUGAAAGUUGUUCAAGUCAUUGACGUCUUUCAAUGUGUUAAAUUGAUCCGCACCAAGCGCCCACAGUUUGUUGAAACAGCGGUAAGUUAUGAUAAGAUAUUUACAGUCUUUAGAUCUUUGAAGGAAGCUGUUAAUGUUACCGGUAUAUAAUUCUACUUACAAUGGGGGGUCACCUUUAACCAAUUAAGUUGCAUUGUCUUCUUCCAGACAAUUUUACUCGUCAAGCCGGUUUUUCACUACGCGGAAUUUUUCUGUCUUUGCCAAGUAAUUCCACCCGAAAAAUCACAAGACAAAGAAAAAAUCCGCUCCGCGCGGACCAGCUUCACGGGGAGAGCGCUGCCGCUCAAAUAAGUAACUAAUUGUGCUUUUUACUUCUCAGGCUCAAUUCAAGCUGUGUUAUGAUGCAGUUACAAGUGUGUUGAGAUCAUUCAACGAAUAUUCAAACUUUGAAUCCGAAGUUCAAAAUUACAGUACUUCAUUCGUUGGUUGA
Molecule: messenger RNA, 6803 nt
Organism: Paramuricea clavata
Lineage: Eukaryota; Metazoa; Cnidaria; Anthozoa; Malacalcyonacea; Plexauridae
Source: the annotation of a GenBank genome assembly